AUUCUUCCGUAUCUCCCCCUGCGAUCAAGCCGCAAUUCUUCAUCGUCCCGGGACUAGCUCCCAGCUAAGAGUUCUUGAUUUUUCUUCCGCUCACACUAGGGGACAAAUUUUUACUGUAAAAUGCCCACCAGCAAACAGGGUCGCCAUCCAGGAUGCAAAAGAGUUGAUGAAAAAGGUGUUGAUGUCCAGGUACAUGAUCACGUUUUGCCCUCCCCCAACGAGGAAUAUCAGGCUGCAGAUUACUGUUCCAGAUUGAGACAUGGAGAUUACAGUCAAAAGAAAGUUCAAAUAGUACUCACUGGUUGUGAUUAUGGUAUCCUAUAGUGCGCAGGACACUCUGAAUGAUAGGGCUGUUUGAGGCUGAGUUGAAACUUUGUAGUAGUGGAGCUUAUGGAUUUGGCUUAUAUGUAUAGAAUUCUCCAUAGCCGCUUCAGAAAUCGGGUCUUGAUAUUUUGUAGUCCACCAAAAGUCUAGGUUAGGUCAUGAUUGUAGUGGGUGUCUGUCGAUAAUUGGGAGGCAUUUGAUUAUCCAGAGUUGCCAACUGAGUGGAAAAUGUUGAAAAAAUCAAGAAAUUUGAAACAAAAAUGGUAAAUGGGUAGUCAUGUAGAAGGUAAAUUCUUAUCUCUCUGAAAUGGGUAAUGGUGUAUCUGAUAUUCACAGUGAAGAUUCUGAAGAUAGUUGAGUUUGCAGACCAUGGAGGCUGCAUGCCAUGGCCAGAACAAUGCUAGUGAAAUCCUUAUAUAGAUGGUAAAUUCUAAAAAAUCAGGAAAUUUGAAACAAAAAUGGUAAAUGGGUAGAAUAUAGAAGGUAAAUUCUCAUCUUUCUGAAGUGGGUUAUGAUAUAUCCGAUAUCCACACUGAAGAUUUUGAAGAUAGUUGAGUUUGCAGACCAUGGAGGCUGCAUGACAUGGACUGAACAAUGCUAGUGGAAUCCUGAGUGGAUAAAUUCAUUGGAAGGUCAGCAUAGAAGUUUAGAUGAUGGAGAGCAGAGUUCUGUUUUGGAUUGCAUGCUUGAUUGUCUAUGGGUUGCCAUGGAUAACCAGUGUUCAAGCUCUUGCUGAGGAAGCCCAAAUUUUGCUGGACAUGAAGAGAAGUCUGAAGGAUCCUUACAAUGCACUGAACAACUGGAAAGAGUCCAUUGAUGCACCUUGCAACUGGGAUGGAAUUAGCUGCGACAAUAGUACAGGUAUGGUCACUGAGAUAACACUUGAAAGCAAAUUUAUAAAUGGUCGCCUGUACUCCAAUAUUUGCAAAUUGCAAAAUUUGAAGAAACUUCAACUGGGAAUCAAUAAGUUUUAUGGGAACUUACCCUCAGAUAUAAUGAACUGCACUAAGCUUCAGUCCCUGAAUCUCACAAAUAAUUCUCUCUCUGGAACUUUGCCAGACUUUUCCCCAUUAAAAUCCUUGCAGCUUCUUGAUGUGACAAUCAAUAACUUCACAGGUAAAUUUCCUUCUUCUGUUGGUAAUUUACCUAAUCUGACCUCCCUCAACCUUGCCAGUAAUCCAUUCAGUCCUGGUAAAAUACCUCAGCAGCUCAUGAAUUUGAAGAAACUUGAGGAGCUAUACUUGGCUCGCUGCAAUUUGGUAGGAGAAAUUCCAAGUUUUAUUAUUAAUUUCACAGAUUUGUGUCUUGUGGAUCUCUCUGCCAACCACUUGACUGGAUCUAUUCCAAAAGAGAUCUUCAGACUCAGUAAACUCCACCAACUAGAGCUGUAUGACAACAAUCUAAGUGGAAAUAUACCCCCAGAACUAGGAAAUCUCAGAGCACUAGAAUAUUUUGAUGCAUCAAAGAACAUGUUGAGUGGAAAUCUUCCAGAAGAGGUUGGGAAUUUGAAAAACUUAGUUUCUUUUGAGCUCAACAUGAACCAUCUUUCUGGUCAAAUCCCUGAAAGCUUUGGCGAGUUUCCUAAUCUUGAAGGCUUGUCACUGUAUCAGAACAAUUUCACAGGCCAACUGCCACAGAAGCUUGGUAGUUUAUCAAAGUUUAACUUGAUUGAUGUUUCUGACAACCAGUUCACUGGCUCACUACCAAAAGAUAUAUGCAAAGGAGGUAACCUGCAAUACUUUCUUGCUCUUGAUAACCUUUUCACAGGAGAACUGCCCGAGUCUUAUGAAGCUUGCAAAAGCUUGAUACGUUUCAGAGUAAAUGCCAAUAAUCUAACUGGUAAGGUACCCAAAGGAAUUUGGGGUUUGCCAAAUGCCAUUAUUAUUGACCUUAGCUUCAAUAACUUUGAUGGUGAACUUGGUCCUGAGAUCAGCAAUGCAAAGAGUUUAACAGAAUUCUACAUUAACAAUAAUCAAUUCUCGGGGAUCUUGGUGCCAGAGAUAGGAAUGUCCUCACAAUUAGUCAAACUUGAGGUCCAGAGUAAUCAGUUUACAGGUUCAAUCCCAAAAGAAAUCAGCAGUCUGAGGAAUUUGAAUGAACUGUAUUUGCAGGAAAAUAUGUUUGAGGGAUCCAUUCCAGCUGAAAUUGGUUUAUGCACUUCUUUGGUUGUUAUCAACCUUGCAGAAAACCAUUUGAAUGGAUUGAUUCCAGAGUCUCUGGGAUCCAUUCAAGGUCUGAAUUCUCUGAAUCUUUCAAAUAACAAUCUCCAUGGCUCAAUUCCAAACAGCCUUGGUACAUUGCAGCUAAGUUUUCUUGACUUCUCCAACAACCAUUUAUCUGGCCCUGUUCCAAAUUCCUUAAUCAACGCAGCAAACAGUGAAGGCUUCUCAGGAAAUCCAGGGCUUUGUGUUAAAAACCCUAGAAGUCGUAAUAAGGAACUUCAAACUUGUAAGGGUUCUGAUCCAACGAAAGAAUCCAGAAAAAUGAUAUUUAUAUCUGGGUUCAUUGUUGGAAUAGCAAUGCUAAUAGUAGUGAUUGGGUUGAUACUUAUUAGGCGAAAAUGGUGGCAAAAUCAAGAGGACUUCAGGGAUAAAAGGGGAAGUUCAUGCUGGAAACUUAAAUCUUUUCAUAAAAUAAGUUUCACUGAGAAGGACAUUUCUGAAGCUUUGCUAAAGGAAGAGAAUGUCAUUGGAAGUGGUGGGUCGGGCAAGGUUUAUCGUGUGGAUUUGCAGAACAAUUUAACUGUUGCUGUAAAGAGACUCUGGCCGGGGAACAUUAACAGUAUAAAGCAAAAUGAUCUCCACAAACUGAUGAAGGCAGAAGUGGACGUUUUAGGGAUGGUUAGGCACAAAAACAUUGUGAAGCUCUACUGUUGUUUAUCAAAUGGUAAGUCAAAUCUUUUGGUAUAUGAAUAUAUGCAGAAUGGAAACUUGUUUGAUGCUUUGCAUAAAGUCUGCACAGAAAAGGCAUCAAAGGAUAGUGGUUUGCAUUUGGAUUGGCCAACAAGGCACAAGAUUGCAUUAGGAGCAGCUCAUGGAUUGGCAUAUCUUCAUCAUGAUUGCUCACCUGCAAUAGUUCACAGAGACGUAAAAUCUACCAAUAUUCUGCUGGAUAACUGUUUUGAGGCAAGGAUUGCUGAUUUUGGUAUUGCAAAAUUUCUUCAAGCUGGAAGAGGAAAGGAUCCCACCAUAGCUUUUGCAGGCACCUGUGGUUACAUUGCUCCUGAAAAUGCAUAUUGUUUUGAUGUCACUGAGAAGAGUGAUGUUUACAGUUUUGGAGUGGUUUUGUUGGAGCUUGUUACUGGAAAAGAACCAAUUGAGCCGGAAUUUGGUGAUAGUAAGGAUAUAGUUUACUGGAUUUCACAUAAAAUUGGUCAACAAGACACUUUUGAGGUUUUGGAUCCAAGGAUUUCUAAAUCAUUCGAGGAAGAAAUGUUCCAAUUCUUGAAAAUUGCAAUACGUUGCACAUGCAAACUCCCAGCACUACGACCCACCAUGAGAGAAGUUGUACAAAUGUUGUUGGACGUUGAUCCUUGCACUACUAGUUUGAAAACAACACAAAAAAGUAGGAAUCAUGUUAUGUACUUAGAAAUAUAAUAUUAUAAUGCAUAUAGAUUGAUGGAGAUGUCAACAUGUGGCACACAUCCUUUAAGUUAGUUAUAUUUCGUCAUGUUCACAACUUGUAAUUAAUUAUUUUAGGAAAUGAGUAGGUUUGUCAAUAUCGAGUUUAGUGGUUUAGCCUUCUAUUAUGUUUUGAGAAGGACGUCUAUACAAAUAAGGUGAAUAUCAUUGUAAGGAUAUAUGAAUAGUAUUAUAUUUGUUUGAGAUUUAUUGGAGAUGUAGUUUAGAGUUGUAUUUUAAAUAAAGAGUGUUGUCUCCUACAUAUAUUGGAUAUUAA
This is a messenger RNA of Cryptomeria japonica (Japanese cedar), 4221 nucleotides long. Its product is annotated as receptor-like protein kinase 7. The record is from RefSeq and is a predicted model, not a curated record. The coding region runs from base 975 to 3920 and encodes 981 amino acids. Gene Ontology annotation, cellular component: plasma membrane. Lineage: Eukaryota; Viridiplantae; Streptophyta; Pinopsida; Cupressales; Cupressaceae. Gene Ontology annotation, molecular function: protein binding; protein kinase activity; ATP binding. Gene Ontology annotation, biological process: hormone-mediated signaling pathway; protein phosphorylation. The transcript is spliced from 2 exons.